Encephalitozoon romaleae SJ-2008 is the source of this 600-nucleotide messenger RNA. RefSeq lists its product as hypothetical. The transcript has a single exon. The coding region runs from base 1 to 600 and encodes 199 amino acids. NCBI's taxonomy places the organism in Eukaryota, Fungi, Microsporidia, Unikaryonidae. The record is from RefSeq and is a predicted model, not a curated record.
AUGGAUGAAGAUGCUAUUAGAAAGAUAAAAGAAGGAGAUUUUGAAGGUGCUCGGCAGACGAUUUUGAAUAUUGAGGGGUGUAUUCGUGAAGAACCGUCUCUAUAUAAUAGAAAGGUCUUGCUGGAGAAAGUUACAAGACUAAAGGACAUUUACAACACCUAUAACGUUGUAGAGACGCCCAUCAUUCCAUUUAAGAAUCACACUUUGUUCAAGAAGCAGAAGAAUGAAACGGAUGGGAUUAAGAACAAGAGGUAUGUCAAGGAUGUCAAUAAUAGUAUAGUAACCAUUGAAGAUUGUACGGAGGUUGUUAUCGAGAAUUGUCAUAAUACAGUGUUUCCACAUUUCAGCUGUGAAAAGUCUGUGGUUCUCAAUAACAUUAAAGACUGUAGGGUUUCUUGCAGCGGGCAUCAGAUAAGAAUGAACGGAUGCCAAAAUGUUGAACUUGAGGUCUACACACUUACAGGUGUGUUUCUCCAAAGUUCCAAAGGAAUAGUGGUUAAGAAAUAUGGGACUAAGGAGAACAAUAAGUUUGAGGAUGUGUAUGACUUUUCUAGCCCUUUUGAAAGUAGAAAUUAUACAAUCUUUCCAAACCAAGAGUGA